This is a messenger RNA of Dreissena polymorpha, 2687 nucleotides long. RefSeq lists its product as uncharacterized. The transcript is spliced from 16 exons. NCBI's taxonomy places the organism in Eukaryota, Metazoa, Mollusca, Bivalvia, Myida, Dreissenidae. The coding region runs from base 110 to 2029 and encodes 639 amino acids. The record is from RefSeq and is a predicted model, not a curated record.
GAAUGACUCUAGCACAACCAUUAACUCUGACACCACCCAAAAGGUUGACUCCUGUUCGCCAGAAUCCCCGAUCUUGUAUAGGCCUCUGAAGCCUUACACGAGAUACAGCAUGGAGGUACGGGACAAAUUGAAAAUCAUCCAUCCGGACCUUAAUGUAUAUAAGAUGGGAGAGCUCAUUGGCUCCAUGUGGCAGGGGCUGAGCGAGGCUGAGAAACAAGUCUAUAGGGACGACUAUCAGAGGGAGAAGGAUCAGAAUCUUGACAGACUAGGAGAUGAAAACCCAAAUGCACAGAUUCCUAUGUUCUCUGCAUUUUUAAGAUUUAUGAAAGAAAACCGAGGGCCUUACUGUGGGUGGAAUGAAGACAUUACAUGGAAUCCGCAGACAUGCAAAAUGAGUUUAAAGUGGCAUUUGCUUCCAGAACAGGAGAAGAAGAGAUACCUGGAUGCUGCACAGGAAGACAAUAAUGGCUGUAGCAAUGACAUCGGGGAAUCCAAGGAAACAGAGUCAUAUGCAGCGAUUAAAAAUCAGUUGAAACCCCCUGAAGAGACGCUGUCAUUUGAUGAUUUCAAAAAGAAUCCUGUACCAUCAGAUGAUAUUGAUGACUCCGGACUUUCAAUCAGUCUAAUAGAAGGCACAAAAAGCAUGCCUGAUCUUCAAGUUGAACCAAUUGUUGUUGCACUUCCAAAGUCUGGUUCUAUGAAAGCCAGUAUGGCUGACAACAACUCAAAGAAAAGGAAAGUCGACCUGCUAAGAGAUGUAAUAAUUUUCAAGUCCCCUGAUUCAACCGAGCCCCCUAUUUCUGCAUUUUUAAGAUUUGUCAAGGUAAACCGCGCAAGUGUUUUACGGAAGAACCCUCAAAUGACUUUGCUUGAUGUUCAACGGAGGCUAAGUUUAAUGUGGCAUUUUCUUCCAGAACAGGAGAAGCAGAGGUACGAGGAAGCUGGUCUGGAAGAGAAUGGUCACUGUGGAAUGCAGGAGAACACUCAAAUAGAGUUAGGUCAACCGUUAGAAAGUCAGCAAACGCUAAAGGACCUUUUUCAAGAAAUCAAACCAGAUUCUUCUUUUCUGAGGUUUUCAAAAGAGUGGCUGGAACAAUUACAGAAUGGAUCAUUGUCAAACGAUGAAAUUAUUGACAUCAUUGAAAAGGAGUGGGCACAGCUUUCUCAUCUUCAAAAACGGAAAUACUGGUACUUUGAAGCCAAAACUAGAGACAAGCGGUACUGGGACAGCAAGAUGAAGACACUCCAGAUUUACAAGCGGAAACACAACCUGGGAUCAAAAGCCUCAAAAGCGUUAAUUGGACAAUCCGUUGACAGCAAUCAAAAAUCAAUUGUUCCAGCCCACAGCAGUUUUGAAAAUUACAGCAGCACAAACAUGAGUCACAUGUUUUCAGCAGAAAAGAGCCAUCUAGAAAACAUAGAUGGUGUUGCUUCAAACAGACUGAUUCCAGUAGCCAGUACUCAAUGUAAAGACAACUUUGACGAUGAUUUUAUUAUAACGGUGAAGGUGGAGUUUGAUAGUGAUGUUGAAAAUGAAAACAAUGUGAUGGCUGAUCAUAUUGAGGCUGUUCCCAUGGAACAAUCACCAUGUGCAGGGUCUCAGUCAAUAGAAGUGGUGCAACCAUCUUCUAAAUGUUCAGAGUUGGAAAAUGGUUUGAAGAUCAUUAAAAGAGAUACUGAUGUCCCCAAAGUUAUUGAAGGGACUGCAAAGCAAUCUUUCAGUGAUGAAAUAUGUAUAACUGGACAAAACAGCAAAAUGGAGCUAAGUGUUCUGGGUAAAACAGUUGAACCUCAAAAAUGCAUAGCUUCUGUAAUUGACAAUUCUGCUGAGGUGGCCCAUGUGCCUGUUGAAGAAGCCCGAGAGGAUGGGUCAAUCAGCAUAGGUGACUCUAUUAUUAUAGAUGAGAAUGGGUAUCAUAUUACGAUGAAUGAUGACAGUGAUUUUACAGCUGAAGAUGAUGACAUUCAGAUAACUGACGUAUGUUUAGCAAUUGAAGACCCGAGUGCAAAUAAUGUUUAUCUAAAAUAACAACUUAGUCAUCCACUGUUACAAACUCAACAUGUUGAUAUUUCUGAUAACAAUACCGAUGAAAAGGGUUUUGCGAUAGAAAUUAAUCAUUCUCGAUUGAUGCCAUCAAUAAAUAACAAAAUACACCUCGAUGCUUCACAUAUGUCUUAUUCUGCGACUUUGCGUGACCUUGCAGGAACAGGUUUAAAGGAAUCGUUAGCGGGAGGCUUUCGGUAUAAGAACACGAGCCCACCUGCUUUGUCUUCAAGAAUAGCUAGCUAUACAGUCAAUUCUUGAAACUGUGCACAUAACUCAAAAAUUGAAAUCAAGUGUUUCCUAUCCUGUCUUGAAACAGUUUUUAGCGACAAACGUAAAUAAAAAGUCAACGGGUUCGAGAAUGCAAUCUGAGGAAAAAAGUGUUAAUAUACCGUCAGACAGAGGUCAUACAUGCAAUGAUGGCAUGUGUCAAGGUCAUAAAAGAAGAAAAUAUAAGCAUAACAACCGAUACUAUUGACUUAUGGUUUAGUGUUCAAAUUCAGUGGAAUAUUAGUACAAAUCAGAGUACAAUUAGUUUGUCAUGAUAUUUACUGUGUUUACACACUAAGGUCCUUAAAUUACAUGUGUGGAUGAACAAAUCUUCGCCGAAUCGCAUUGCAUUGCCCGAUUAAAAAAAAAUAAU